Molecule: messenger RNA, 1185 nt
Organism: Exophiala dermatitidis NIH/UT8656
Lineage: Eukaryota; Fungi; Ascomycota; Eurotiomycetes; Chaetothyriales; Herpotrichiellaceae
Exons: 4
Coding region: 222-872 (216 amino acids)
Source: RefSeq, a predicted model, not a curated record
CGUAGUAUUCGGCUAUUAUAAUAUACUAGUAGUAGUAGCAUAAACAGCCUGCAGUUCUAUCUCGGAGCUUUAUUAAUCCCGGCUUUUCAGCUUCAGUUUCGUUGACAGCACUGCAGCUUCUUCUACUACCGUAUUACACGACCUAUCUCUCAUAUCACCGAGUCCACGCGGAACUCAAGCAGGAAACAGAAGAACAAAAGAACCAUCACAAAAGUACAAUCAUGCAUCUUCGCACUCUGGCCGUUUCCGCCGUCGUCGCGGGCAUUGCCUCUGCGCAAUCGCUUGCCGGCCUCCCAUCGUGCGCCACCACCUGUGUCACUGAGUCGCUGCCGGCGUCUUGCAACCUUGAUCCAUCAUGCAUCUGCAAGUCGGACUCUUUCAUCAACGGCAUCGCCUGCUGUGUUUUCAAGGCUUGCGACACCAGUGAUCAACAGGCCGCCCUCAAAUUCGCGCACGGUAUCUGCGAUCCUGUCGGUGCUUCGUCGCUCCUGCCGGAAUCGGCAGGCUGUUCCAGCACGGCGUCCGGCAGUGCCAGUGCCACUUCUGGCAGCAGUUCUGCCAGCGCCACAGGUGCAGCAGCGUCGUCCUCCUCCGAAUCCUCCUCCUCCGAAUCCUCCUCCUCCGCUGUCGCCUCCGCCUCUUCCGCGCUCAGCAGUCUCAGCUCGUCCGCAAGUGCAGCUUCAUCCAGCGGCAGCGCAAAGGCUUCCAGUGUAGAGGCCUCGGCAUCUUCCUCUGCAUCCCAAGCGGCAUCCUCCGCCUCGGCUGCUGCCACCACAAAGUCCAGUGGGCUUGCUGCUGACCGCCUGAGUGUCUCCGGUGCUGGCCUCAGUGCUGUCGGUGCAGCUUUCUUGGGUUUGGCUGCCUUUUUGUAGGAGUCUUCCUCGCGCCGUAAGGGGAGUCGGCCAACUGGUCUUGCUCACGCCGAGCCACCAGCCAAAGAGUGGAACUGCAAACUGCAUUUGCUGGCACGCGAGAAUCUGUAUACCCUCUGUAUCCAGAUGGCUCUGUAAUAUUUAUUUGAUAAUGCCAACCUGAGUUUUUGCCUGACAAUAUCGUGGUUGUCAAGAUCGCGUCUGAGCUCACGACAUGGGAUUUCCAAAUCGGUCCGUUAGUCAUACCUGUGACAAAUCAAGAACACAGCAUCCUUGUAGGCAUGUUAUACUGGUACGGUAUUCCUUCAUCGCC